This is a messenger RNA of Suillus discolor, 1691 nucleotides long. RefSeq lists its product as uncharacterized. The coding region runs from base 168 to 1580 and encodes 470 amino acids. The record is from RefSeq and is a predicted model, not a curated record. NCBI's taxonomy places the organism in Eukaryota, Fungi, Basidiomycota, Agaricomycetes, Boletales, Suillaceae. The transcript is spliced from 9 exons.
CAUUACUAUAACUUGAAUGUGGCUGAAUGAUUAGCGCUGCCUUGAGGCUUACGCACCGUGGUCAAGGGUGCUUGUUAUUUAAACUUUGGUCCUACCGAGUACUCUCCCCUCCCUCUAAUUCUCACAUCCAUUUUCCUCGGCCUGAUCCCAAUUUUUGACCGUUCGCAAUGACCAAAGACCACAGGCAGGAACCUACUCCAGAGGUCAAUGAAUCCAGAGAAGCAACUGUAACUGCUGGCGAGAGCUCGAGCCAGCACCGUAGCGGCUGCGGUCUCCGUCAGGCCCUGCGGAAAGUUAAGAAGAACGUGACUAAAAAAGUUUCUAAACGCUUCAAGCGUUCCCGCCGCCAAGUCCCCGUUGUCCAGAAUACCGAUCAUGAAAGUGCUUCGUCGAAUCAGAAUACUGAGGAUGUGUCGCAUCUGCAUCCUUCCGGUGGCGACAAGGCCGCCACAUCUGAAAAUCUCAGUGGCUGUGUAAAUCAAGGAAUGUCCGGAGAACCUGCUUCGAAGGUCCUCGACGCCCCUGCUGGCAUGGAAGAGAUUCCUGAUCCCCAAUUAGUUGAUACUGAACUUCGGGGUGCCCGCGAGGGUACGGAAAGUAUGAGACCACUCGGAGGAUGCGUCGCUUCUGUGGUAUCCAAAACCGAGGAUGGGUCAAAAGAUCUCGCUGCCGCAGACGAUUUCCAGAGCACAUAUCUUCAACCACUCAAAGUUUUUGACACUGUCAUCGAGAAUCUUGCGAAUGUACAUCCUUAUGCAAAGAUGGCGCUGGGUAUGCUGUCUGCUGCAUCCAAAAUUAUUAUCGCUCAAGCGGAACGUGACCAAUCGGUGCAAUCUCUUCUCGAGAAAUUAGAAGACGUUUACCGCUUCAUAUCACUCGAGGAUACUCUUGGCCAGAUUUCAUCCCAGCGCAUGAUCGCUGGACGAAUCGCCCAGCAGACUCUACAUUGCGCGCGUUUCAUCAGAGAAUACUCGAAGAAGAAGAGCUUUUGGAAGAGACUCAGGGAAAAUGCCGUCUCAGAGGCGGAUCAUCUGAUUGCACAGUACAACAAGACUUUGGAUCAACUUAUGCAACAAUUUCGGGACCAAGCCAUUCGUGACAUAGCUGAUCUUGUCCAGUUUACGAAUGACGAACUGGGUGAGAAACUGGAUCUCAGUGAUAUGCCUUACGCAGCAGGUGCAGGACUAGACACCACGAAACAAUGCCUACCAGAGACGCGCAGAACCAUUCUCUCGCAGAUCACUGAAUGGAUCAAGGACAGUAAAGAUACUGCCCAGCCUGUGCUGUGGUUAUCUGGCCCUGCGGGCACGGGCAAAUCAGCCAUCGCUCACACAAUCGCUAACUGGUUCAACGACUCGGGAGGGCUUGGUUCGUGUUUCUGCUUCGACAGGCGCUCUGGAGCAGACGAGCGUUAUAAAAAAGUCUUCUCCACCAUUGCUUGCGACCUUGCUGACCGUGAUCCGGAGAUCAGACGAUCAUUGGCCAAUGCAGUCGGACAUGCAAAGGCGCUCAAGAACACGCCAGAUAUCAUCCGGCAGUGGCGCAAGCUGUUUAUGGAACCGUUAAAGAAGUGUUCCUAGUCGAGCGUGGGGCCCGUUUUAAUUGUGAUCGAAGCGCUGGACGAGAGCGGCGGAGUCGAGACACGGCGUCACCUUCUUCGCAUCCUUGCUGACACACUGGAGGGCGAAGAU